Molecule: messenger RNA, 7517 nt
Organism: Sus scrofa (pig)
Lineage: Eukaryota; Metazoa; Chordata; Mammalia; Artiodactyla; Suidae
Source: RefSeq, a predicted model, not a curated record
AACAUUUUCUAAAUAUAGUCUCUCACUGCUGCCACUGUCUUUUUCCCUCCCUUCAGCUCCUAUCCUAAAUGCCCACACAUAGAUCGCUAGGGGUUUCUCACAGGUUUUUCAAAAAUUUUUAUUACUUGUUUUUAGGAAUAUUUUGCUCUCCAUUAUGUAAUUUCUCCAUAGUUGAUUUUGGGAUUCACCAACUUCAUGGUGAUUGAUAAUUCUGCCUUAAUUUUUAAUCUGAAAUCUUAAUGUUUUAUUCACAGGAAGAAAUAAAAGUUUUUCAUCUAUAAUUCAGAAGCUAAGUAAAUAACAAAAUGAAGCCAGUAAAGCAUCUGUUGGCCUCUAAUGGUAAAUCGGCAAAUGUUCCAGAUUUAACAUAUAAAAAAGGACUACUUAAUUUGCCAUUGUCACCUAAAUCAAAGGAAAAACACAGUGCAAAAACAGUGCAUGACAGACUUGAACCUAUGGUCUUAAGAUCUCCACCAACAGGAGAAUCCAUCGUAAGGUAUGCUUUGCCCAUUCCAUCAAGUAAGACAAAGGAGUUCAUAGCAGAAGAUGAAUUGGUCAGAAAAAUUACCAAACAUCUGAAGAUGAUUGUUUCUUCUUUGGAAGAAACCUAUGGAUUUAAUAUUCAAAAUGAAGAAAAACCAGUUAUGAAGCCUGAACAUGAAGGAUUAUCCUUAUCUGUUGGGGAUGAGCUGAAUGGAUUCUUGGUAUAUUGUUCACAAUCUGCAGCUCAGUUAGAAGAAGCAGCUAAGGAAGAAUAUAAUAUUUUGGAAUCUCUUUUUAAGUGGUUUCAGCGACAGGUCAAUCAGAUGGAAGAGAUAAGUAAAGAUCAAACUUUUUCAGAAACAGAGUUUCCAGCAUCUGAUAAAACAGUCAGUUUAAGCAUUGCACAAAUAGUAAAGCAGGUGCGCAAACUUGAAGAACUGAAAAAUCGUCUUAAAGAAGGGCAUAAAUACACCUUCAAAGACUUAUUGUCUAAACCCAAAGAGUAAAAAGAGAUGAGAUCAGAAAAAGUGCAAACUUAUGAAACUAUACAGCAGAAAAUUGAAGAAUUCAUAACAACACACUCAACUGAAGAUUCAGAUGUUUUUGCAACUGAGCCACAAACUACCACAAUGAGUAAUCUAUUGAAUGCCUUGUUGAAAAUAUUUGAAAACCAGGAAAAUAAGUUAGAGAGAGCUAUGAAUGAGCAAGUUUUGUUAGAGACUAAAUACACACAGAUUCAAAAUGAUCUCCAAGUGUUAUCAGAGGAGAAGUUGAUGCUGGAAAAUGAACUGCAAAAGUUGAAGAAUACAGAGAAAACAAAGGCUACAGGUGAGCAAACCAAGAAAACUGUGAAAACAGAGAAGAAAAAAGACAAAGGAAAAUCUGAACAUUCAGAAGAGAAGAAAUCUGCAAAGAAAGAGCUUAAUGUAAAAGAAAGUAUGCUUCAAGUCCAGAAAGUAACACAUGCUCUGGAAGUUGAGAACCAAGUCCUUCGGGAACAACUGAAACAAGCUUUACAGGAAGCUGAAAGAGCUAAGCAACAAUUUGGCUAUUUCCUAAAUCAAGAAAGAGUAUUACUUAAAAGUGAGGGGAAGAGGAAGACAACAGAAAUUGGUACUGGCAAAACAGAAGCUGAAGAUUCAAAAUAUAUACCACUGGAGAAAGAAAUAGAAAAAGCACUAGUGGCAGAUUCAAGUGGACAAAAAGCAAAUGAUAAAAUAAAACAUCCGCAGAUCCUCAAGUCUCAAGAUGAAUCACCUUUUUUAAAGAGUUCAAAUGAAGCUUUAACUGAUGAAGAUAUAUCCUAUAUACUUUCAUCAAAGACCAAUGAUAAAUCAAUUGCUGCAAUAUUAUUGAGCAAAGAAAUUCAAGAUUCACAGUCUGUUGAAACAUUACUUCAAGGGAAUGAAACAGUGACAGCACCAUCCAUCUUACCCCCCGUUACUAAAAGAAAGCCUCUGGGUACAGACAUCUCAAAGGCUCGUAUUUUAGAGAAUUUACGAAGCAAGGUUGAAACACAAACUUACCAAGAAAUAAGAGAAUUCCAAGCUCAUGGUAAAGAAUUGGAUGAAGAUCUUAUGCUUGAGGAUAAAGCAAUGUCAAAAGCCAAACAAAUGCUGAAACAAAGAACUUCUAGAGUCAAUAGGCGCAAUGCGUUUCUUAUAACUCAGCCAAACGAUAAGCUAUCUAUGGAAGACCAGUUGCCUAAAGACAUAGCUUUAAUUUUAAAAAGCCAGUCUAAAAUUAAGAAUCUCAAAGCCACCAGAAGCAGCAGUUUGGAUAGUUAUGAUGAUGUAUCAGAUGAAAAUCUUUUGCUUAACCAUCAGGACUCAGUGUCAGAAACCCAAGUGCAAGUAGAGAAACAAAGAACUCUCAAAAGGGGAAGACCAUCUGGCAGUGCUGAUGUAUCAGGUAAAAAUCUUAUGCUUAAGCAUGAAGACUCAAAGUCAGAAACAGAAAUGCAGGUAGAGAAGAAAAAAUCUUCUGGAGAUGAAAGGCUCAUUACAUCAGAAGAAAAUCUUAGUCUUGAGCAUCAAAAAUCAAUGUCAGAAACUCAAAUGCAAGUAAAGAAACAAAGAGAGAAAAGACUCACUGAGGAUGAAGUUCCAGAUGAAACUCACAUACUUGAGCAUCAAGACUUAGUGUCAAGAUCAGAAAUCGAAGUGAAGAAACAAAUCUCUCAGGAAGGGGAAAAGCUUACUACUCGUGACGGUGCACCAGGCCAAAGUCCUGUGACUGAGUAUCAAGAUUCUAUGUCAAAACUCCAGAUGCAAGAACAGAAACAAAUACUUUCCAGAGGAAGAAAGCACAGUACUCAUACUGGAGUACCAGGUGAAAAUCUUACGCUUGUGAAUCAAGAUUCAGUGUCAAAACCCCAAAUGCAAGUAGAGAAACGAACAACUUACAGAAAGGAAAGACGUCAUAGUUAUUAUGGAGUACCAGAUACAAAUCUUAUGCUUGUGAAUCAAGAUUUAGUUUCAAAACCCCAAACGCAAGUAAAGAAACAAGUAGCUUCUAGAGAGGAAAGACGCAAUACAUUUCCUCUUGAAAACGAGAGAAAUGAUACAGUAAGAGUUGAAACUCUACCUCCUGAGAAAAAAGCUUUAUUUUCAAGAAACCAAUCUCAAACUAAGAAAUUUGGAGCUACCAGAAAGAAUCUUGAUACUCCGAAAGCAGAAGACAUACUAGAUGAAAAUCUUUUACCCGACGAUGAAGUUGAAUUGUCAAAAAGCCAAUCUCAAACUAAGACGCUUAGAGCUGUCAAAAUGGAAACCCUAAAUAUUAAAAAUGGAGCAGCUUCAGGACAUCCAAGUAGAGCACAAAAUCUUUCAGCAGUGAAUCCAUCAAUUACUGACCUAAUAUUUCAAUUAGGUUUGGACAAAGUGGUAGAAAUGGAUCUAGAACACUUGAAGGAUACUGUUGGAAGGCAUAUAUUGAUGACAGAAAUGAGGAUACAACCAAAGAGUCUCCCUGACACAAAUACAGAGCCCUACCCAGAUGUUACUGGAAGAAGGAUACUAAAGGGUGAAAUGAAGACACAAUCCAAGAGGCCUCCUGAGACUGAUAUAGAACACAGAACAGAUAAUGGCAGAAGAGCAAAAAUAAGUGGUAAAAUCAAGGCACAUCUUAAGAGUCAACCUGAUGCUGAUAUACAGCUCUUCCCAGAUGCUAUUGGAAGAGGUUUUAUGAAGGAUGAAUUCAAGAUACAACCCAUGAGUCAUCCCAAUAAGAAUAAGAAUAUUUCAGGGACUAAUGUAGAAGGCUCGAGAGAUAAAACUAUAAGAGGUGUACAAAAGGGACAAUUCAAGACGCAAUCGAUGAAUCUCCCUGACCCUGAUACAGACAGGCUCCCAGAUACUAUUGGAAUAGGUAUACUAAAGAGAGAAAUGAUGACACUAUCCAAGAGGCCUCCUGAGACUGAUACAGAACACAGAACAGAUAAUGGCAGAAGAGCAAAAAUAAGUGGUAAAAUCAAGGCACAUCUUAAGAGUCAACCUGGUGUGAAUUUACUUGAAAACAAAGAUAUGUCCAUACAACAUCAAACAGAUUUUUUUACCAAGCGCAUCAUACCAGGUAUUAAUUUAUUUAAAAAUAAAAAUACAUUAUCACAUCAAGAAGAUUUCUAUAUGAGGCAUAAUGCAGCAAGUAAAUACAAAACAAAAGUGAUUAAUUUAUCACCCUUUGAAAGUAAAGACAAACCUCAUGUGUUCUUGGCACCCCUUAUGACUGAACAUCCAAAAGCACACAUAGAGCAUCUAGAGUUCAUAAAACCAUCCACUUUCCUUCACUGAAUAAAGAACAUUCAGUCCCAGGCAGCGUCAGUAGAAAGACUCAUCAUGAGGGGCAUCAAAAAAAUUCUACCUUAAACCAAAAAACAAGCAAACUUGAAGAUGGUCUGUCUGCUCUGAUCACUACAGCUAGAAAAACUAGCUAUAAAGCCACAGCAUGCAGAAGUUCCAGGGCCAGGGAACAGACCCUGGCCACAGCUAUGAUCUGAGCCACAGCAAUGACAAUGCCAUAUCCUUGACCUGCUACACCACCAGAGAACUCCAGAGAUCAUAGUUUUGAUCUCAGGCUGGCAAACACUCUGGAAGGCACCAUGGCACAAGGAAACUGCAGGAGAGAUGUACACCUGUGUGCAGCUGGGAUCAAGAGCUUAUGGGCAAGGAAAUACAGUUAAACAUUCGAAGCCCUGAAAAGCUGGGAUGAGACUCUUUGGGAAAUUCAAACUUUCAAGUAGCCACAUAUUUGAGGGAAAUCAGGAGGUGAAAAAAAGUAUACACAAAGGCCCAAGAAGAAUGCAUUUCUAGGAAAAAAAAAAAAUCUGAGACUACCUUAAGAUUUUAUUCUGUGCUAGUCCUAAGGCCCAAGAGCCUGCUAAUUAGUGAGGCUCUUCCACAUCAGCCUGUAAAGACUGGGAGAUCUUUUUUCAAAUCGCCAGUUUUCAACAGAACAUCAGAGCAAAGAAAAGAAUGGUCUUUUAAAAAGAACAAAACCCCUAGAAACUCUCUGAUAAAACACAAGCAUCAGCUUUACCAGAAGAUUUUAAAAUUUGCUCAAAGAGCAAAUGUACAACAUGGCCAAAGAACUAAAGUAAAUCAGGAAAAUUAUAUACAAACAAAGUGAGAAUAUCAACAAAGAGAUGGAAAUUAUUAAAAAGGAAAAAAAAAGAGUAUUUGGGUAAGGUAGAGGAGUAGAAAGUAUCAGAAGCAGAUCUCUCCUUCUGGACAAAAUUGUAUUGGCCUAUCUGUUUGAUGUAACAACUUUGGAAAGCAGGAGUCUAUUUGAAAGCUUGCAGUUUCCAAGGGAAGGCUUGGAUAGUAAGUUGCAAUUAGUUUCUGUCAACUUAAGCAUUAAGCAUGGCAGCAGGUACCCAGUCACCAGCCCUAGCCCAGUGACAGCUCCAGUAUAUGUACUCUGGGAGCACUCUGUGCACAGCUUGUGCGGGCCAGAAUGGGCAGUAGGAACUUGUCCUCUGUUGGGCCCCUGUGCUCUGAUCACUGAUGGCUGAUUCUGAUCACUGAAGUGAAAACCUUAAGGUUACAACUCAGACUGAUCCUCAACACAGAGAUAGCCAUGACAGUCAGUCAGUCAAUCAGUAAACCAAAUAAGCAGACAAAAAGUUCAAAGCAAACUCUGGGUAAGAGGGAGAAUUUCCAGAGGUAGGAUAUUCAAGUGUCCAGUUUUGCACACACAAAAAAAUCACAAGGCUUACAACGAAACAGAAAUGUAUGGCCAAUUCAAAGGAAAAAGACAAACUGUACCCAAGAAGAACUAGAUAGCAGACUUAAUAGCCAAAGACUAAAGCGACUGUUUUAAAGAUGCUCAAACAGCUAAAAGAAGUAGUGACUGUCAGGAAAACAAUGUGUGAACAAAAUGGAAAUAUCUAUAGAUAGAAAAGAUUUUAAAAUAGGAAAAAGGAAUGUUUGAGUUGAAAAAAUUCAGUGACUGAAAUGUAAAAACUUACUAGAGGAAUUCACAAGCAGAUUUGGUGUAACAAAAGAAAAAAUCAGUGGACUUGAUGAUAGGAAAAUUGAAAUUAUUGGAUUUGAGGAAUAGAAGGAAAAAGCAAAUGAGCCUAAGGGACAAGUGUAACACCAUUGAAGAGAUAAAAAUAGGAAUUAUAGGAUUCCCAGAAGGAAGAGAGAAUGCAAAAGAGGAGACCAUCUGAAGAGGUAAUGGUUGAAAGCUUCCCAAUUUGAUGAAAGACAUGAAUUUACAUCCAAGAGGAUCAACAAAUUGCAAGUAGAUGAAUUUAAAUAAACCUACACUGAGAUACAUUUAAUAAAACUGUUGAAAUUCAAAAAGAAAAUCUUAAAAUCAGCAAGAGAGAAACCACUCAUCAUAUACAAGGAAUCCUCAAUAAUAUCAGCAUAUUUUUUAAUUGGAACCUUGAAAACUAGAAAGCGGUGAGCUGAUAUAUUCAAAGGACUGAAAUAAACAAAAUGUCAUCCAACAGUCUUAUAGCAGGUUAACUUGUCCUUCAAAAGUGAGGAAGAAAUUAAGACAUUCUCAAAUAAGCAAAAGCUGAGGAAUUUUGUGACUACUUGUGACUACUAGGCCAGCUCUGCAAGAAAUGCUAAGGGUAAUCCUUUUAGGUUACAGUGAAAAGAUACUAAACUAUAACCUGAAGCCAUAUGAAAAAAUAAACGUCUUAGUAAAGAUAACUGAAUUGUCAUUUAUAAAAGUGAAUAGGAAUGUAACUUUGGUUUGUAACUUUACCUCUUGCUUUUUUGUUUUAAUCUGGGAGAGGAAAUACAUAUCCAGGUCCAAAAAGCACAAAGAGUCCCAAAAAAAGAUGAAACCAAAGAAGUCUAUAUCAAGACACAUUAUAAUUAAAAUGGCAAAAAUUAAAGAGACAAUCUUAAAAGGAGCAGAGUAAAUCAGCUAGUUCCAUCCCAAGGGAACUCCCAUACAACCAUAUCAAUUUUCAGCAGAAACUUUGCGGUCCAGAAGGAAGUGGAAUGAUAUAUUCAAAAUGAUGAAAGGAAAAAAAUCUACAACCAAGAAUACACUACCCAGCAAAGCUAUCAUUCAGAUUUAAAGGGACGAUAAAGAGCUUUACAGACGAGCAAAAGUCAAGAAAAAGUUCAGCACCACUAAACUAGCUUUACAAGAAAUGUUAAAGGGAUUUCUUUAAGCAGAAAAACUUAGCUAAACAACUAGAAAUAUAAAAAUUAUGAAUGGAAAACCCUCAUUGGUAAAGGCAAACAUGCAGUAAAGGAAAUAGAAAGCUAGUAGGCGUGUUAAAAGUAGUAAAACCACCUGUAUCCACAAUAAGUAUUAAGGGAUACACAAAACAAAAAGGUGUAAAAUAUGACAUGAAAAACAUUAAGGGGGGGGUUGCUAAAAAUGCAAAGUUGUUAGAAUGUGUUCAAACUUAAGAGAUCAUCAACUUAAAAUAAUCACUUAUAUAUAGGUUGUUGCUAACAUCAUGGUAACCACAGACAGAAAAUUUAUAAUAGGUACACACACAAGGAGAAAGGAAUCCAAACAUAAUACUAAAGAUAGUCAUCAAAUCACAAGAGAAGAGA